AUGCAGCCAAAGAUCCACUUUGCGCUCCUGCCCUUAUUCCUCUCGCACUCGCUCGGUCAGCCCUUUCCAUUGCAGCACACGAGUCUCCUUUCAAUACAAAAGCGGUCGCCGCACGAUCCACCGCCGCAAUCGCACCACGAAGGCUGGGAAACAGAUAAUGAUGUCUGGGGAAGUAUCCUAAGAGGCUCUCCCUUGCGCGAAUGUCGAGGAUACCUUCCGGCGGCCAACGAAGACACGAGACCUCCUCUGGCAAUCCAUGCCGUCUCUUCGCCGUCACCACCACAAGUUGCAAGACCGCCUUGCUCUUUUCAAAGCCGAGAGACAAGUUGGCACGUCGCUCCCGCUGUGCGAGAAAGCAAGAAGAAGCGGAAGAAGAAAUACAAGGCCGAGGACAAGGCUGAGGAAGGCAACGAUUCAUCAUUACAGGUUGCAAGCUCACGAAGUCGGAAGAGGAAUCGGAGAUCCAAGGGCAAGAAAGAAAAUUGGGCCAAUGAUCCCAAAUCAAAGGAGAUGUAUAAAAGGGCUGUUGAGCUAUUUGAGUCCAAAGAACAAGGAGGAUCCGGAUUCCGCUUGUCGAAAGAUGAGAUGAAGUAUCUAGAUGUACCGGGUGUGGACAUGUUCAAGGCUAUCAGACAACAGUAUCAGUCCCACCAGCAUGACAAGACACGUCGAACAGGGAGGAAAAUCCCGCGCGAUCCAACCUCAGACCACACCAUAGAUUAUCAUCUCGGAAAAUUGAAAGCCGUCCUUGAAGGCGACGCCAAAGGCACGACCAUCACCAAGUCAACCGUGGAAAAGGUCCUAGCGCUCGCAAAAACAGAAGAUGAUCAAAAGAAGGACGACGGCAAACAGCUCCUAGAGCUGUUGGCUAAGACUCGAGACCGAAUAUUUAAAGACUGGGAUGACGAUCCUCACACGUAUUGCGUGUCUCGGAGGAACUGUCCUUUCCCGCUCCUCGAUGAAGUCUUGAAGUCAAACCUCUUUCCUUGA
This is a messenger RNA of Acaromyces ingoldii, 990 nucleotides long. RefSeq lists its product as hypothetical. The record is from RefSeq and is a predicted model, not a curated record. Bases 1 to 990 code for a protein of 329 amino acids. Lineage: Eukaryota; Fungi; Basidiomycota; Exobasidiomycetes; Exobasidiales; Cryptobasidiaceae. The transcript is spliced from 2 exons.